Prosopis cineraria is the source of this 1580-nucleotide messenger RNA. Its product is annotated as protein RETICULATA-RELATED 4, chloroplastic-like. The transcript is spliced from 8 exons. NCBI's taxonomy places the organism in Eukaryota, Viridiplantae, Streptophyta, Magnoliopsida, Fabales, Fabaceae. The coding region runs from base 128 to 1303 and encodes 391 amino acids. The record is from RefSeq and is a predicted model, not a curated record.
GAAGCAAAAGCCGAAGGGCUGACCAACUCUCACAUCUCUCUUUCUCCACUUUUACAGUCAACAGUCAAUCCGCCUUACACUGCUUCACAAAUCUACCACUAUCACCUUCGCUUCUUUCUCCGCUCAAAUGGCCGCCGCUUCCUUCUCCAACUUCUCCUCCCUCUCUUUCUCUCUUCCAUCUAAACCCCAUUGUUCCUAUCACAACCGCUCUUCUCUUCCAAGCCUCACCCUCAUCACGCGCCGUGCAAAACAAUCUCCUAAUCUCUUCUCUUCCAAUCUCACUUGCUCCGCUCCUAUUUUCUCCCCUACCCAUUUGCUCCGUCCGCCGAAGACCACCAUUUUUUCAGUGGGGGACGGUGGCGGGAGCAUUGGACAUGGAGGUGGAGGUGGAGGUGGCGGCGGCGGUGGGUGGGACGGUGAAGAGGAGGGCAGAGAACACAAUAAGGAGGAGGCUUUGUUGGUGCUUGCGCAGGUGGGCAGGUCGCUGGACAGUUUGCCGGCGGAUUUAGCGGCGGCGAUCAAGGCGGGGCGUGUGCCGGGUUCGAUUGUGAGGAGGUUCUUCGAUUUGGAGAAGUCCGCUGUGUUCCGGUGGUUGCUCAAUUUCGGAGGGUUUAAGGAGCGUUUGUUGGCGGAUGAUUUGUUCCUGGCCAAGGUUGCUAUGGAGUGCGGGGUUGGGAUCUUUACUAAGACUGCUGCAGAGUUGGAGCGGCGCAAAGAAAAUUUUUCCAAGGAGCUGGAUUUUGUUCUUGCUGAUGUGGUAAUGGCUAUUGUAGCAGAUUUUAUGCUUGUGUGGCUGCCAGCUCCCACGGUUUCCCUCCGACCACCUCUUGCAGUUAGUGCUGGAUCUAUUGCUAAAUUCUUCCAUGGCUGUCCUGAAAAUGCUUUUCAGGUGGCCUUGGCUGGAACGUCAUAUUCUCUUUUACAGAGAAUAGGUGCUAUAGUGCGUAAUGGAGCGAAGCUAUUUGCAGUUGGGACGGGCGCAUCUCUGGUUGGUACAGGUGUAACAAAUGCAUUGAUUAAUGCUCGAAAGGCUGUCGAUAAAUCUUUUGCUGCGGAAGCUGAGGAUGUACCGAUAAUAUCGACCAGUGUUGCAUAUGGGGUUUACAUGGCAGUAUCUAGCAACCUGAGGUACCAAAUACUCGCAGGAAUUAUUGAACAACGGAUUUUAGAGCCUUUGCUACAUCAACAAAAGCUUAUACUAAGUGCAGUUUGCUUUGCUGUUAGAACUGGCAAUACUUUCUUGGGCUCACUGUUGUGGGUCGAUUAUGCUCGGUGGGUUGGAGUCCAGAAAAUACGGGAUUGAACAUGCCGGUUUUCCAACUAAGAAGUACAGUAUGCGUCGAUGUUUCGUGAGACAGAUUCAGCCAAAUCAUUGUAUGUAAUUGCUGAAUUGGGUGGAGUUCCAAUCAAAUUUGUUUCCAGCGGGUAAACUGGCUGUACAAAUAAUUUAUCAGAAUAACAAAGAUUGGUGAGUGCGAGUCUCUAGAUACCACCAUCACUGGUGGUCAGUGACAGCAUUUUGAUCCUCCAUAAACUGGCAUAAGUGGCUAGAUGAAGUUGGGUCUCGUUUUUUUUUUUUU